This is a messenger RNA of Naumovozyma dairenensis CBS 421, 1488 nucleotides long. It is a transcript of the gene HLR1, whose product is annotated as Hlr1p. Lineage: Eukaryota; Fungi; Ascomycota; Saccharomycetes; Saccharomycetales; Saccharomycetaceae. The record is from RefSeq and is a predicted model, not a curated record. The transcript has a single exon. The coding region runs from base 1 to 1488 and encodes 495 amino acids.
AUGGCCAGCACACAAGACCAUUUAACAGUAUCAAGAGAUAUAACCCCACUUAAUCAUUCAAUUGGUACCAAUUCUUCUAAAAAAAUGUAUGGUCAUAGACAUAGAAGAUCAUUAGCCAUUUCAAGCGAUUUCCAAUUCUUGAAAACGUCAAGCGUUCCAGUACAAGCUCCUAUAUCCUCACCAUUAUCGGAUUCAUUUGAUUCUGGUGCAUCUACGCCUACAAAGGUCACAACGGAUCUUCCUAUUACCUCAGAUGCUACACCUGUUAUUAUGAAAAUGCCUCUUUAUAUGUCUUCUACUAAGGCAGUAUCACCAUCGUCUUUAAGAAAUAGCAAAGCUUAUAGAAGAAACGUGAUGAAUUCUUAUGUAAAGGGAGAAUCCAAUCAUUUGAGGACCAAAUCUUUGUCCUUUCACAAUGGUCCACUAGCAGACGAAACAAUGAUUGAUUUAAAUGAAGUUAUAAUGAUGAUGCCUAAACCAACCAAGAGAUCAUUCCAUAGUGGUUUUAAUUUUGAUAAAAUAAAUGAAAGGCAUAAGAGAUGUGAUUCUGCACCUGAAUUCCAUUUAUCAUAUGUUACUAAUAAACCUUUCUCUAGAUCAGAUGAUGGAUUUUCUGAUUCAGACACAACGAAGAUUCCAGAAGAUGAUGAAAAUGAACAAGAUGGAAAUGAAGAGGAGGAACAACAUACUGAAAACAAAUUGUUAUCACCUAUACGACAUGUGACAGCAGGUAUUCCUAACGCAACAAUUGUUCCUGGUAUUAUUAAUGACUCUCCAUUUUUGACACCUAAACCGUCAUUUUCUAAUUUCAAUUCAAUGUCACUAACAAACUCACCAAAUUCAUCUAUUAUAUCUAUGAAUAAUAACAAUAACUUUAAAGCUAAUACAAACACAAGCGUUUCUACAUUAAAUACCUUAAAGAUUAAUAAACAAAAAGAAAGAAUGGGUAAUUAUUCUAAACAAUUAUUAUUUUCAUCAAUACCAUUAUCAUCAUCACCUACAGUAUCAUCUACAGCAUCAAAUUAUCCUACCAAGAGACCUAUUAGUCCGUAUUUAUCAACAUUUAUUAGCUCUAAUAAUAUUAACAACAAUAAUACCAAUUCUAUGGAUGAUACGAAGGGGAUUCAUAACAAAAAGGCCAAGAAUUAUCAUUCAUUUAAUUUUGAAAGUAAAGUUUAUGAUAUUUUAGAUGCUCAUACGAAUGAUAAUGAGGGUACGAGAACUCCUAGUGUGACAAAAGAUAAUGUAGAACAAGUCGUUGAGCAAAAUUUAGAAGAAGGAAAUGAUAAUGCGGAUGAGUUAAUGUUGAAGAACGAUACAUUAAUGGAUUCAAGUUGGAAUUCAUCUCAUGGACAUGAAACUGAGACCAUGUCAAAUGACGUUAAUAAGAUUAAAGUUAAGAAAAUUAUUAACAAAUUGUUAAGGAGAUUAACUUUGAUCCCCUCCAAUAAUAAUAAUAAUAAUAAUAAGAAGAAGAAGAAGAAGUGA